CGCCUUCCACAUUCCACAACCAACAUGAAGACGAUCUCAAAAGGUCACAGGUGGACAUUUGGGGGCUGGGCAGGUUAACAAAUGUCUUCAUUAGAUGGCGAAGAGAAGGCAGCGGAGGAAGUCACGAUGACGAUGGAUGAAAGAAAAGCAAAAUUGGAGCAGCUGAGAGCCAAGAUGCGUUCAUCUACGAAAGCCAAUCGUGCUUCCCUCAUUGAGGAGUCUGCUAGAGCAAAGAUGACGGUGAGAGAUGCUGCACGGCUAGAACGUCAGCGGAAACUUGCGGAGGUGUUGCGCACACAAGCUGAAGCCGAGGAUCGGGGGGAGGACGUGGAACGGCAGAAGAAUUGGGAAUGGACGAUAGAAGAGAAUGAUAAUUGGGAAAAGAAGAAAGCGAGGAAAGCACGAAGAGCAGACUACGAGUUUCAUGACGAUGCUCACGCGGCUCGACGGCGCUAUAAGAAGGAUCUCGACCUAAUUAAACCAGACCUUGCUGCAUACAGUCGACAGAAAGAGGUUGUACUGGGGUUGGCGCCUGGUUCGCUUGCCAAUUCUGGGAGUAAUUCAUCUGCUCUCACAGCCUUUGAUCCUUCAGGCGGUCAGGUUGUCCCAUCUGCUGAACAACGGAUGGCUGCAGAGAGCUUCUACCGAGAUGCCAAUACUCUGCUUUAUGCUGACAACAAGCCUACUGAAGAUGCCAUUGAUAGAGUGGUUGGCAAGAUCAACAGAGAUAUCGACAAGAAAGGCAAAUUCUCCCGGAAGAGACUCAAUGAGGAUGAAGGCGAUAUUACUUAUAUCAAUGAGCGGAAUCGGGUGUUCAACAAAAAGAUUGCACGAUACUACGAUAAAUAUACCUCAGAGAUUCGGGCUAGUUUCGAGCGAGGAACAGCACUAUGAUCCCGCAUCUCGAGCCACGUCUUGAACAAGAAGUGACAACUGACUUCCUUCUUUCAAGUUCUGACUACGGGAGACUACUUAGUGCCAUUUGCACUUAGAGCACACACAUCUACUCGCUGUAACAUUAAUUUUUAUGACCUUAUAUUGAUAUCGAUACCUUGA
Molecule: messenger RNA, 1056 nt
Organism: Suillus subalutaceus
Lineage: Eukaryota; Fungi; Basidiomycota; Agaricomycetes; Boletales; Suillaceae
Product: SYF2 splicing factor-domain-containing protein
Exons: 6
Coding region: 82-894 (270 amino acids)
Cellular component (GO): Prp19 complex; catalytic step 2 spliceosome; post-mRNA release spliceosomal complex
Source: RefSeq, a predicted model, not a curated record